CUGGAGCGGACCCAGAGCGUGCUGAGACAGGCUACUGUGGGCAUCCACAACCUCAUGGACAAACUCAGCACAGUCAAGAUCAGCGUCAAGAAGUUCCCAGUGCCGCUGAGUAAGAUGGAGGUUCGGGACCAGUUGGACGUCUGCGAACAGAAGCUGCUCCUCCUGAUGAAACAGCUGCAGCUCAAGGUCGGACCGCCAGGGGCCGAGAGGGACAAGAAGAUGGCGAGCUCAGGGUUCCAGGCGUUCCUGGAAGGCGGCUUGCGCCAGGAUAACCUGAGGAUCACUGUGGAGAAGGAAGAGUCGGAUUAUGAAGAAACGUACGAGUACGAGUCUCAGGAGCACGAGGAGGCUCUGUCCCGCUCCGACAUCAAGCGGCUGGGAGAUCAGCUGCUGGACGUGCACAGACCCAAGAAGAAGAAGACCAAGAAGGCCAAGAACUAA
Branchiostoma belcheri (Belcher's lancelet) is the source of this 441-nucleotide messenger RNA. RefSeq lists its product as uncharacterized. Gene Ontology annotation, biological process: cilium movement; outer dynein arm assembly. Gene Ontology annotation, cellular component: cilium. Bases 55 to 441 code for a protein of 128 amino acids. The record is from RefSeq and is a predicted model, not a curated record. The transcript has 4 exons. NCBI's taxonomy places the organism in Eukaryota, Metazoa, Chordata, Leptocardii, Amphioxiformes, Branchiostomatidae.